UUUAAAAAAAAAUGGAAUCACUUAAUCAAUAUGAAUCGUCUGAUGAAGAAAGUCAAACUGAAAUAAUUCAAGAAAAUAGACUGAAGAGAAAAGCUUCUAUGGAUAGCAAGUAGAUAAAAUAUAAUAAAUAUACACACACAUACAUUUGCAUAUACAUGUAUUAAAUUAAACUAUAAUGUAUAUACAUAUUUACACUAGCAAUGUUAACAAAAUGCCAAAGUUACCAUCUUUCUUUAACAUACAAACACAAAACUCAACAACUACGGAAAGUCAUAAUGGAAGAGUACGUACAAUUCCACAUAAAGUAGAUAGUUGGGCUACUUAUGUCUACUUUAAGGUGAACUUAUCUAAUAGUGAGAUAAUCAAGAAAAUAUCAGCUUAUUUAAAUAAUCAGGUUGAAUUAAUGAAAGAAGAAUUUCAUAUCAGUUUAAGCCGACCUAUUUAUUUUAGAAAAUAUCAAUUAGAUUCAUUUACAAGUGAUAUAAGAAAUGCUGUCAAAGAUAUUGAGUCAUUUAAUAUAUCUUUUGCACAAUUAGCUUGUUUAACUAAUGAGGAAAAGACACGAUCCUUUUUAACUUUAGAAAUAGGCAAUGGUUACAAUGAGUUAUUACAUUGUAUGAAAUCGAUUGAUACAAUUUUAACUCAAUAUCGUAAACCUGUAUUUUAUAAUCCACCUCGAUUUCAUACAAGUAUUGCUUGGUCGUUAUCUGAAAAAGUCAUUCAGUCAUUAAAGAUACCCUCUUCUGUGAUAGAAGAAGAUUUAAAAGAAGCCUAUCAUUUAACUAAAAUUUAUAUAAAAAUGGGUCAUAAAAUAGAGACAAUUCCUUUAAAAUAAAUUCUCGACUAUUAAGGUUGCUUUGAUACUCCCUUUGUUCAUGCACACUGAAUCACAACAAGGG
Molecule: messenger RNA, 899 nt
Organism: Cokeromyces recurvatus
Lineage: Eukaryota; Fungi; Mucoromycota; Mucoromycetes; Mucorales; Mucoraceae
Product: U6 snRNA phosphodiesterase Usb1
Exons: 3
Coding region: 176-835 (219 amino acids)
Biological process (GO): U6 snRNA 3'-end processing
Cellular component (GO): nucleus
Molecular function (GO): 3'-5'-RNA exonuclease activity
Source: RefSeq, a predicted model, not a curated record